This is a messenger RNA of Elaeis guineensis (African oil palm), 1599 nucleotides long. Lineage: Eukaryota; Viridiplantae; Streptophyta; Magnoliopsida; Arecales; Arecaceae. The record is from RefSeq and is a predicted model, not a curated record.
AGCCCUACUUUCUUCCUAGCCACGUCCACCCCUAAACUUAAAAUUAAUAAACCUAACAUUAGAGAUAAGCCCGCUUCAUUCUGUCCAAAUUAAGCUCUUAAAAUCCUAAACGACGCACAAAUUAUAAAUAUAAUUGAUUAAUUAAUCAAAAAACCCCAUACCAAAUAAUUCGGUUUCCUGGUCUCGGCCCUCACCACCCCUUCCUUUCUUCUUGCUUUGCUUCCUCGGCCGAUCGCUGCGCGCUCCGUCCCUGCCCGCAUACCGGUGGUUUCCGGAUCCCAUCGCCGCUAUGAACUCCUUCACCGGAAACACCUCCCAGCGCGGCCGGUCCUCCUCUGCCGCCUUCGGCGCCUCCUUCGACUCCUACCAGUUCGACUUCGGCGUCGCCGCUGGCCGAAGCUCUGCCUCCCGCCCCCUCCGCGACCAGAAUCCUAACCCGUCCCCCGCCCCAUCUGCCGCCGCGCCCCGGCCCACUGCCCCCUUCACCAACCAGCCGGCCCGGCCCUCGUGGACCCACCAGCCCGCCGCCUCGGCCGCCUCCACCGCCCCUAGAUCUGGCGUCGCCAACCCACCGCCCUCCAUGGUCGGCGACAUCUUCGGCAAGAGCUGGACCUCCGCCGCCCCCACCUCGUCCCGCAUCGGCAUCCCCGCAAACAACCCCAAUCUCUUCAGCGAUCUCGUUGGAUCCGCCCUUGGCCACGGCCGCUCCGCCACCAGCAACGUCCCCCUCAAGGCUGCCGCCCCCAGUAACGCCUUCUCCAUGGGUAAUUUAUCCAAUUCUCUCCCCAAACCCACCGUCACCACCGCCACAGCUUCCUCCAACUCCCAUAAUGCCCCGAUGAGACCCUCCACCUUGGGUUCGGUGGAUGAUCUUGGGAAUUUCUCAUCUUUGAAUCAGUCCGGCAGUAAGAUCGGGACUCCCCUGGGCGGCGGGCAACCGAUGAAGUCAUCAACUGGGGGGCCGCCAAUGAAUGCUAAAAGGGAUCCCUUUGGAUCAUUGAUGGACUUCGGAUCGAAAAAUUCUGCCAACCAACCAAUAUCGUCGGCAAAAUCCUCCAAAAUGAGCAGCAGCGGUGGUGGCGAUGACUCUUUCGGGGCAUUCCAGAAUGCCAAUUCGACAAAAAUGGAUGAUUUUGGAGCACCGGCUCCGAACUUUUCGGCUCCCCCGCCAUCACAACAGCCUACUCCUUCCAAAGGUGGGGCGGAUCCGAUGGAUAUGUUCUUCUCCUCGUCCGCCUCAUAUGCCCCUGGUGCCGGAGCUGCUCCAGAGGUACCUGGAAGCCAGCCAUUCUCGGAGGCGAAUGAUUGGGACUUGGGCGCCGAGUUUGGGGGGCAUGAUGAUGAUGAGACGACCACCGAGCUUGAAGACCUUCCGCCACCUCCUGCCGGGGUCACGCUUUCAGCAGCCAAAAAUAAAGGAUUGGAUAAUUACAAGCAGGGGCAGUUCGCCGAUGCCAUCAAGUGGCUUUCUUGGGCAGCUGUGCUUAUAGAAAAAUCUGGGAAAAAUGAUGCUACCACUGAGGUCUUGUCCUGCAGGGCUUCUUGUUAUAAGGAAGUUGGCGAGUAUAAGAAGGCCAUUGCCGACUGUUCAAAGGUAUU